AUGGACGAUGGCAAGAAAACAUAUUUUGCAUAUGGUGGCACUGGUAUCCUUCUCAGUAAUCCGGCGAUUAAAAAAUUUGUUCACAGGACUCGCGAUCAUGUGCACGGAAACUUUACCGAGCCUUCCAUUACGGAGAAAUGGGCACAGCUAGCAAAGGACGACUGCUGCGGUGAUUCAGUGCUCGGGUUUGCGCUGGCAAAUCAAGGUAUAUUCCUCUCGGGGUUGUACCCGAUGUUUAAUCCACACCCUCUUCAUGGAAUUCCUUUUGGACCAAGUGCGAAGCCAUACUGGUGUCAGCCGGGGCUCACUCUGCACAAGAGUUGGCCAAGGGCUUUACCCGUGCUUUAUGCCGACAUUGUGGACUACCUUAGUCUCGCAAAUAUAACCGAAGAACGCCAGCAUUGGCAAAAUUCAGAUUGGGCUGGAUUUGAAGAAGGGCCGGAGUCACCUGUUAAUAUAGACACGUCAGCUUGUGCCGAGGGUUGCCAUACCCACAGCGAAUGCUUUCAAUGGACAUUCUUCUCUAAAAUUUCAUGGGGCAAAGAGCCGUCAGAGCGAAAAUGCACUUUCGUCCGCUCAAUUCGACUGGGAAGUCCGAAAGACCCUGAGGUAACGUUGACCUCAAGGUCAGUUUGGACAGGUGGGUGGGAUCUAGUAAAAGUGAAGGGUUGGGUAAAUGGGGUGGAAUGCGCCGACCCCGAAUGGGUUGAGCCAAGUAUUGAGAAAAUUUAUUGA
Molecule: messenger RNA, 735 nt
Organism: Talaromyces proteolyticus
Lineage: Eukaryota; Fungi; Ascomycota; Eurotiomycetes; Eurotiales; Trichocomaceae
Exons: 2
Coding region: 1-735 (244 amino acids)
Source: RefSeq, a predicted model, not a curated record